AUGUGCUCCAACAACAACAACAACCCCAACCGCAAGAACAUCUGGGGCUACACCUUCAACUGGACCCCUUCCCACCUCACUUCCACCGACCUCCACCCUCUCACCCUCUCCUACGACAAACUGACCGAUGACUGUCUAGACGAAAUCGACGCCCUCGGACUUCUCUCUUCCUCCUCCUCUUCCUCCUCCUCAUCCAAGUCCUCCCCUUCCCAAAAUAGCCAUCAAUGCCCCCUGCACCACUACCAACCCAUCGACUUCCUCCACCUCCUCCUAACCCACCACCCCUCCUCUCCCUCCCUCUCCACCCUCUGGACACACCUAACCACCAUCCCCGCCUGGGUCUCCUACCCGUCCAUCGUGCGCGGCCAAGCGGUCUUUUACCGACGGAGAUUACUGGAGACGUUUCAGCAUAUUUUGGAUGUUACUGAGGGGGUGGGGUCUAUGGACCCUAGUGGUGGUGGUGGUGGUGGUAAUCAUUGGGGUGACGAAAGUGGUAGUGAUGGGGGAAGGGGGUGGAAAAGUACGGUCCGAGGAUGGGAAUGGAGGAAAAGGAGGAAAAGGAGGAAGAGGAGAAAGAGGGUACUGGGACUCACGCAAAAAUGGGGAAUCCCAAUCAACGACCUAGACAGCAUCGCCACCAUUGCCUCCUUUUCCUCGGCCCUCAUCUGGAUGGGCCUACCCCGUCAAGGCAUCUUUUUGACCUCACCAGAGAUCGAGGAUUACUUGGCCUUGUGGCGGUACGUCGCUUAUCUGAUUGGCGUGCCCGACACCAUCACCAUCACUUUACCCUCUUCUUCCGGUGGGCAUGGGCAGCAGAAAAUCAUCAUACCCUUCGGAGGCGCCCAGGAGGCCAAGGUGGUGAUGGAGUCAAUCGUGCUUUUCGGAACUCAGCCAUCCCAGCGAGACGUCCGCCGUGCUGGCCAACAACAUCAUCGCCUCCUUGGCGAACCAGCCACCCCUGCGCAGCUCCGAGUCGUUCUUGCGGGCGCAGGCGUACUGGUUGAACGGCUCCAGUCUGUGCAAAGCCUUGCAUAUCCCGAAGCCGGGAGUGUGGCGCAUUAUCUUUUGUUGAAAUGGGUCCCGUCAUGGGGUGGUGGACCCCAGAAUGAUGGGACUGAAGAAGUUGUUACUGGGGAGGAAAGGUAUAAGAGGGUGAGAAGGUGGAUGAGGAGGAGCGUGGUUGUUGAGAUGGCAGGUGGGAAGGAGGCGGGGUUUGGGUUUGAGUGGGUGCCGGAAUGGGAAAAGUAUACGGGCUCUGAGAGGGGUGGGGAGGAGGGAGGAGGUGGGAAGGGGAAGAAGAAGAACGGGUUGGAGGGACUGGAUUGCUAG
Molecule: messenger RNA, 1329 nt
Organism: Neurospora crassa OR74A
Lineage: Eukaryota; Fungi; Ascomycota; Sordariomycetes; Sordariales; Sordariaceae
Exons: 4
Coding region: 1-1329 (442 amino acids)
Molecular function (GO): oxidoreductase activity
Source: RefSeq, a predicted model, not a curated record